Messenger RNA from Drosophila mauritiana, 1728 nucleotides. RefSeq names its product probable cytochrome P450 4p2 (gene Cyp4p2). Lineage: Eukaryota; Metazoa; Arthropoda; Insecta; Diptera; Drosophilidae. Gene Ontology annotation, molecular function: oxidoreductase activity, acting on paired donors, with incorporation or reduction of molecular oxygen; heme binding; monooxygenase activity. The record is from RefSeq and is a predicted model, not a curated record. The transcript has 8 exons. Bases 1 to 1560 code for a protein of 519 amino acids.
AUGGUUUGGCUUCUGUGGCUUUCGGUGGCCAUAAGUGUGGUCGUCCACUGGAUCUACAAGGUAAACAAAGACUACAACAUCUUGGCCUUUUUUGCCCGGAGGGUUCGAACCAAGGAUGGCAAACCAUUGGACAGCGUAGUGCCCAUGCCCAAGGGUCGAACUGUGUUCGCCAACUGCUUCGAUCUCUUCGGAAAAGACUCUGACCAGGUAUUCACUCACAUGCGCCAGUUGGCGAAGAAAAGCGGAGACAGCUAUCUGCAGUACGCCAUGGGGUUCUCCACCUUCAAUGUUAUAGAUGCGCAUAAUGCAGCGAACAUACUGAAUGAUCCCAAUCUGAUAACGAAGGGCGUAAUAUAUAAUUUUCUACACCCUUUCCUAAGAACUGGCGUUCUAACAGCGACAGAAAAGAAGUGGCAUACGCGACGCGGUAUGCUCACUAGGACAUUCCACAUGGACAUAUUGAACCAGUUCCAAGAAAUCUUUAUAGCGGAAAGCUUGAAGUUCGUUAGUCAGUUCGAAGGACAAAAUGAAUGUAUAGUUUCCUUGAGGGACCGCAUAGCCAAAUUUACCCUGAACAGCAUUUGUGAAACUGCCAUGGGAAUCAAACUGGAUGAAAUGGCAGAGAAGGGCGAUCGCUACAGGGAGAACUUUCACAUAAUCGACGAAGGAUUUACCAGGCGCAUAGUAAACCCGCUCUACUGGGACGAUUGUGUAUACAACAUCUUUGCAGGACACAAGUACAACGCAGCUCUAAAAGUGGUACACGAAUUUUCCAGCGAGAUAAUCGCGAAACGCAGAGUUCUACUUGAGGAGGAGCUGGAAAAUCGAAGAGCCACUCAAACGGCUGACGAUGAUAUAUGCGUGAUUAGGAAGAAGCGCUUCGCCAUGCUGGACACCUUGAUUUGCGCCCAAAAGGAUGGACUAAUCGACGAUAUUGGGAUUUGUGAGGAGGUGGACACGCUGAUGGCUGAGGGUUACGAUACCACAUCCAUUGGUCUGGUUUUCGGACUAAUGAAUAUGUCUCUAUAUGCCGCUCAACAGGAACUUUGCUACCAGGAGAUCCAGGAGCACAUUCUGGACGACCUGAGCAACCUGAACCUAAGUCAACUAAGUAAACUAAAAUAUCUGGGCUACUUCAUAAAGGAAACCAUGCGCCUGUAUCCUUCGAUUCCCAUUAUGGGUCGUCAGACACUGCAGGAAACGGAGCUGGAGAAUGGUCUAAUCCUGCCGAAGCGCUCUCAGAUUAAUAUACACGUCUUUGACAUCCAUCGCAAUGCCAAGUACUGGGAAACCCCCGAAGAAUUCCGCCCAGAGCGAUUCCUACCCGAGAACUGCCUGAAAAGGCAUCCUUACGCCUACAUUCCAUUCAGUGCUGGACAAAGGAACUGCAUAGGCCAGAAGUACGCCAUGCAGGAGAUGAAGACCCUGAUGGUGGUCAUCCUCAAGCAAUUCAAGAUCCUGCCUGUUAUCGAUCCCAGGUCCAUUGUCUUCCAAGUGGGCAUAACCUUGCGCUUCAAAAAUAAAAUAAAAGUCAAGCUUGUGAGGCGGAAUUGCGUUUAGUGUUUAUCGAUUUAAGGAUAUUCCUUACAUGCUUACUAAGUGUAAAAUUGAUUUAAGUGCGCUGCUGAUAUUAGAUGACUAACUAGCCCUGACUUUCCAAUGCUAAUCGUCGUAGCUUGAAGCAAUACAUUGGACGAAUAAUGUUAACAAUAAAUGAAUCAGAAAUUA